Messenger RNA from Trematosphaeria pertusa, 1050 nucleotides. RefSeq lists its product as uncharacterized. The transcript has 3 exons. The coding region runs from base 1 to 1008 and encodes 335 amino acids. Lineage: Eukaryota; Fungi; Ascomycota; Dothideomycetes; Pleosporales; Trematosphaeriaceae. The record is from RefSeq and is a predicted model, not a curated record.
AUGGCCUCACAGCAGGAGCAGGCCUUCAAGCCUGAUACGCCUCUGGAGCCGCUCGCUAGCGCAGCAUCGCAGUCGAACCAACAACAAGCCCAACCGACGCUUCUCCCUCCUUUCCCGUACCCUCCCCGCCAAUUGGAACCGAUCACUGAAGAACGAGUGCCCUGCUAUCUCAACCGUGUGCUCGACCUUCCACUCGGUCUACAGGGCGAGAUCAUCACCGUUGCCGUCGGCGACGACGAGUUCAAAGUCCGCAAGGGGCUCCUCAGCCACCACUUCUCCGGCCUCGCCGACGCGCUGCGCGGUCGGGAUUUCUUCGACGAGCAGAAGGAGACCUUCACCCUCGACGGCGUCGCCCCAGACGUCUUCCAGCUCGCACUAGAGUACAUGAACACCGGCAAAUUCUACCCCGACAUGCAGAAGCACGACCACGGCCGGGUGUACAGAAUCUGGACGCAGAAAAAGCCGUCCCCGCUACGACUCUGCCAGUCCACGGACCUCCGCGGCAGCGAACCGCACGAUCGAAAUUCUACCCAGCAGACCGUCCCGCUGGCCUUCGACCAGCUCUUCGAUCUCUUCGUCUUCGCCGACAAGCGCGGAGCGCAGCAGAUACGCGACGCGACGCUCAGCGUCAUCCUGCAGAAGCUCGCCACCGACUACGAGCUCCCCAUGGACCUGGUCAUCGAGGUGCAAACGCUCCUGCCCGCGCGCUCCCCUCUGAUGAUGAUGCUCUGGAACGUCAUCGCAAUGUGCGUCCCUCCGAGCGCACGCGCGGAGUAUUUUACCGAUAUUGACGACCCCGCCGUCGCGGAGGCAGUCGGGGAGGCGUUCCUAGUGACAAGUUCGGCGGCGCGGUUCGUGGGGCGCAACGAUGAGGCUGGGUAUAAAAUCGAUGCUUGCAUGUGGCAUUGCUUCGACUGCAGCAAGUCUGCUGAUGCAGCUGACGACCGGCGGCUAGAGUGGGCUCCGCCGUUUCACCAGUUUUCUAUAUUUGCGCUUUCCACUACGUAGGUCCGCAUGCGGAUGAGGACGGUUAACCCGCGUCACAUUUAU